AUGAGCUCAAAAGACGACCUGCUCGCUCAGGCAGUCGAAAAUGAUUCAAACUACAAAGAGCGUCUAGCGCUAAUCAAAUCAAAUGAUUCAAUCGAUGCGAAGCUUGGAUUCGUCCGUUACACUGGAAUACAAGAGAAAAAAGGAUUUUUGAUAAAUAUUCAACCGUCAGAGCUUGUCGAUGAACAAACGAAAAUCAUCGUCUCAGUUGUCGACUAUUUCUUCAUUAGUGAUAUGGAUGAACGAUUCAAAAUCAGUUAUCCGUUCCGCCCGUAUUUCUACAUUGCAACGUUAGAUGGGUUCGAAUUCCAGGUUUCUAGCUAUUUAUCAAAGAAGUAUGGAGCUCAGACUGCUGUUGAGCAUAUGGAUAAAGAAGAUUUGGAUUUGAAAGACCAUCUCUCCGGCAUCAAAAAGACAUAUAUCAAGCUUUCGUUUGCAAGUACCGUCGAAUUGAUGAAGGUCCGAAAGGAUUUGAUGCCUCUCGUUCGCAAAAACACAGAUCGAAUCAAAAAGGAGUCUGCUUAUGCUGAUUAUCUCGCGAAAAAUCUUGGUGGAAAAGGGUGCGGAGCGUCGGGAAGUGAUCUCAUAGAUGGUGAUAUUCUGAAUCAAAUAGUUGAUAUUCGUGAGUACGACGUGCCAUUCCAUAUGAGAGUUUCGAUUGAUGAGAAGAUUUUCGUUGGAUUAUGGUAUGAUGUGAAAGGAGUCGGACCGAAUCGAGUGCCAACGAUAAAGAGAAAAGAUUUGGCAUUUUUCCAUGCUAAACCCAAAGUUCUCGCGUUUGAUAUCGAAACGACGAAACUUCCGUUGAAAUUCCCGGAUCGAGAAAGUGAUGAAAUCAUGAUGAUCUCUUACAUGGUUGAUGGGCGUGGCUUCUUGAUUAUUAAUCGAGAGAUCGUCUCAGCGGACAUCAAUGCGUUCGAGUAUACACCAAAAGCAGAGUAUAAAGGAGAGUUUACUGUGUGGAAUGAGAAGGAUGAGACUGCGUUGAUCCGAAAGUUUUUCGAUCAUUUUUUGCAGGUCCGCCCAAACAUCGUUGUCACCUAUAACGGUGACUUCUUCGAUUGGCCGUUCGUCGAAGCGCGCGCCAAGAUUCGUGGAUUCAAUAUGGAGAGAGAAAUCGGGUUCUCGAAAGACUCUGCAGACGAGUACAAAUCUAGAAACUGUAUCCAUAUGGACGCUUUUCGAUGGGUAAAAAGAGAUUCCUAUCUUCCAGUCGGAAGCCAGAAUCUGAAAGCUGUCACCAAGGCAAAGUUGAGAUAUGAUCCAGUUGAAGUGGAACCAGAGUUAAUGUGUAAAAUGGCAAGAGAGCAGCCACAACAACUGGCAAACUACUCCGUAUCCGACGCCGUCUCCACCUACUAUCUUUACAUGAAAUACGUUCAUCAAUUCAUCUUCGCCCUCUGCACAAUUAUCCCUCUAGGUGCUGAUGAUGUGUUGAGAAAAGGUUCCGGAACUCUUUGUGAAGCACUGUUGAUGGUUGAAGCAUUCCAUAAUAAUAUUGUAUUCCCCAACAAGUACACCGGCCCAGAAGAGACGAAAUUCAGUAAAGAGGGACAUCGAGUGGAGAGUGAGACUUAUGUUGGAGGACAUGUCGAAGCAUUGGAAGCCGGAGUUUUCAGAGCGGAUAUUCCAGCUAGAUUCCGUCUCGCUGUACCCGCUUUAGAACAACUGAAAUCCGAGGCCAAAGAGACUCUCCGCAAGGAAUUGGCACGUGAAUUCGAAGUUACACUCGAUCAAGUCAUCGAUUUCGAGGAGCAGUGUAGUGAAGUCGAGGAGGCAUUCAAUGGAUUGAUUGAAGUGCCAACACGUCUUGAGAAUCCACGUAUUUACCAUUUGGAUGUCGGUGCGAUGUAUCCGAAUAUCAUUUUGACAAACCGAUUACAGCCAUGCGCUAUGGUGAACGAGGAGAUUUGUAUGGGAUGCUCUUUCAACAAACCGGAUGCCGAGUGCAAACGGACAAUGGCUUGGGAAUGGAGAGGAGAACUCCUCCCCGCGUCUCGUGGAGAAUAUCAACAAAUCAUGCAACAACUCGAAGCCGAAUCAUUCGGAAAACCUCCGAAACACUUCCAUAUGCUUGAAAGAUCCGAGAGGGAGGCUAUCGAAAUGAAACGUGUCAAGGAUUACUGUAGAAGGGUGUAUGGAAAGACACAUUUGACAAAAAACGAAAUGAGAGAGACGACUAUCUGUCAGAGGGAAAAUCAUUUCUAUGUGGAGACGGUGAAGGCGUUCAGAGAUCGACGAUAUGAGUACAAGGAUAUGUUGAAGAAAGCAAAGGGACGGUUCGAUCAAGCACAGGCGAGCAAUGAUUUGGCGACAGUGGCCACUGCUAAAUUAGAAAUGGUUCUCUACGAAUCACUUCAACUCGCUCACAAAUGUAUUCUCAACUCAUUCUACGGUUAUGUGAUGCGUAAAGGAUCCCGUUGGUACUCGAUGGAAAUGGCUGGAAUUGUGUGUCACACUGGAGCAAAUAUCAUCAAAGAGGCAACAAAAUUGGUAGAUCAAAUUGGAAAACCACUAGAAUUGGAUACAGAUGGAAUUUGGUGUCUAAUUCCGGCGUCUUUUCCGGAAAAUGUGACGUUUAAGCUGAAGAAUCAUAAGAGGAAUUCGGUGACGGUUUCGUAUCCAGGUGCCAUGUUAAACGCUCUCGUCUACGAAGGCUUCACCAAUCACCAAUACCAUACCCUGGAAAAAGACGGGUCCUACUUGAAAUCUUCUGAAAAUUCAAUCUAUUUCGAAGUGGACGGUCCAUACCAAUGUAUGGUGCUGCCAGCUUCCAAAGAAGAGGGAAAGAAAUUGAAAAAGCGGUAUGCUGUAUUCAAUUUGGAUGGUUCGAUGGCAGAAAUGAAGGGAUUCGAAUUGAAGCGGCGUGGAGAGUUGAAUAUUAUCAAACAUUUCCAGAGCCAUGUUUUCAAAACGUUCCUUGUCGGAAAAACUCUCGAAGAAACAUACAAAGCAGUGGCAGGAGAUGCGAAUCACUGGCUUGAUAUUCUUCACACUCAUGGUGCUGACAUUACUGAUGAUGAGCUGUUCGAUUUGAUCUCUGAAAAUCGUAGUAUGUCUCGGAAGCUGGAAGAGUAUGGAUCACAGAAAAGUACAUCGAUUAGUACUGCGAAACGACUGGCCGAAUUUCUUGGAGAUGAUAUGGUGAAAGAUGCGGGACUCGCUUGUAUGUUCAUCAUCUCCAGACACCCAAUUGGGUCACCUGUCACUGAUAGAGCUAUCCCAGUGGCGAUUUUCAAGGCGGAACCCAAAGUUCGAAGUCAUUAUAUUCGGAAAUGGACGAAACAGUCGGAUUUCGAUGAGGAUACGGAUAUUAGGGACAUGUUGGAUUGGGAUUACUAUAUUGAGCGAUUCGGAAGUUGUAUUCAGAAGAUUAUCACGAUUCCAGCUGCUUAUCAAGGGGUGGUGAACCCGGUGCCUAGAGUACCCCAUCCGGAUUGGUUGCAGAAUAAAAUUCGGAAUAAUCAACCAAUGCAGCGAAAAAUGGACAAAAUCAAUGUACAAGUCAAGGAAAGCAUUUCAGGUUUCUACUUCUACGUCUUGAGAGCAGCUGAAAUUGUGAAUCUUCGGCUCGACUUCACCUCAGAAACGCUUCUUCGAAAUUCAGUAAUCGAUGCUCACAAGCAACCCCGAAUCAAUCAGAUCUUUGCUGCCUGCCAAAAACCCACUACCACUUUAGAAAACGGAAAACGUCGUCGAACGCCUUCAGGCGAUAACGACGAUUCAGAUGACGUUGUGGCUAUUGAAGGUUCUGAUUUUCAAAAUGAGGAGGACAAGGAGAAUGGUGCGAAGCGUCAGAAGUCUGCUGUUUCAAAGAUUCCAAAGCCCAAGGAAGCCGAAGCGCCGCUGGGAAAGAAGACGUUGAUUGAUCAUGGCUUUGAUGAAUGGAUGGGUUUCCUCAAAAAGAAGUGGCGAAUUCAACGAAAAGAGCGAAAAACUCUUCUGAAGUCUCGAGAUUCUGACACCGUGGAAUCCAUCGUACGCGGCACCCGCGAAGCUGAAAGUGAACGGGAAUGGCAUAUUUUGAGUGUGGAACCCACUGCUGACACAUCAUUCUUCAAUGUCUGGUUGUCAGUGCAGGGACAGCUACAGAAGGUGACCAUGAAAAUCGGAAGAAAGAUUCUGGUGGAUUCAAGAGCGCCACGUGGCAAUCGGGAAACCGUGAGAAGGACGUUGCCACAUCAUAAGCCACCUGGAUUCUUAUACGAAUUCAAGACGGAUGAGGCACAGCUGACUGCGCUGAUGGAUAAACUCUAUUCGGAGACUUGUAGCUCGACUAUCGAUGGAAUUUAUGAAUCAGAAGUUCCCACAGAGUUCCGAGCGGUACUUCAACUAGGUUCUACCGUUAGACCGGAUCAUGGAGUAUCCCUAGGUCACCAACUAACUCUGGAUUGUUUGAGGCCUAUUGAAAAGAUGAGUUAUCUCUCGAAUGAGCAGAAUAUUCGAACGAUUUUCCUAUACAAGUUCUCACAAGAUUCGCGUCACGUCUACUCUCUCAUUGACACUUCUGGAAGUGCUGCCUACUUUUAUAUUGUAAAUUCUGGAGAUGUUCAACUACCCAAUAUGGAUGCCCUCUAUACAUCAGCCUAUAACAAAAUGAUGUCAACAGAACGUGGACAACUCUGCAAGACACCCGAAAAGAUCUCAUUCACCGUGAAACGAUUCAGUUCGAGUCAAGAGUGUGAGCGACAAGUUGGACGAGCACUCAGAGCGUUCCGCGAGUUCUCCUCGAAAACUACCGUAUGCCUGAGUCUUUCGGAUACGGAGCCAAGCAGACUUGCCAGAAAGAUUCCGAAUCUCGGACUGUUCCCGAAUGUACGAUUGCAUCUAACUGAGCCUUCAUCACUUCUCAAUCAGAUAGAUUGGCAGAAAGUGGUGGCGAGACGAGUCCUCCAACACUACUUCAAUAGCUUCUUUUUCCUCACGGAUUACCUCGAAUGGGCGAAAUAUCUUCGUGUGCCAAUAGGAAACCUGCCUGCUGACCACGCCCUCUUCGGAUUGGAUCUUCUCUACGCUAGACAUCUUCAGAAGACUGGCCACGCCCUCUGGGCUACCAAAGCAAGUCGACCGGAUCUAGGAGGCAAGGAACUCGAUGAUAUUCGAUUAUCGAUUGAUUGGAAUCCCUUGUCGGUGGAUGAUACGGUACUUUUGAAUCGAGAGGUGUUCUGUGAUACGGCGUGUGUAGAGUUGCAACUCAGUGCUGUCGCUGUCACAGCGUUGGUGCAGAGAAGUCGAGUUUUGGAGGCGGAAGGAGCCGAUGAUGUGGUCACUUUCGAUUCUAUGAAUACAAUUGCACAGCAGUCGAUUACAGGAGGAACUGUCAACGCCAUAGCGUGCUACGACGAAGGUGCCGCCGUUGACGCUUCCAUAAAGAUUCUGAAGCAAAUGCUCACAGAAUGCGUCCGCCACAUUGCCCACCAAGGAAAUCGACACGCAGAUGAAGUGGUGAUGACUGUAUCCAGAUGGCUGAAUACUCGUUCCGCGCUCCUCUUCGAUUCAGCACUGACUCGAAGUAUUUCAGUGUUGGAGAGUAAACUCGUCCUCCUUUUGUGUGCUGAAUGUGAGAGAAUCGGUGCGAAAGUGGUACAUGCGACUGCGCAGAAGUUGGUGUUGAACACUGGAAAACUGACGAGUGACGAGGCGAAGGGAUUCGUUGAGAUGUUGAUUCAGUCGCUGAGUACGAAUGUGGUGUUCGCUGCUCUUCAUAUUACACCUGUCAAGUUUUUCGAUGCGAUGCUUUGGAUGGAUGCACAUAAUCAUACAGGAAUUAGAAUCUCACAGAAGGAUGAACCAGAAUCCGCUGACAUCAUCGAUGACUCCGAGCCCGCCGAAUCAUCCGACGAACCACAAUACGAAACCACAGCAAUAUGGAAAAUCGCCGAAGAAAUGCCAGACGAAUCGAAUAUACGCGAAGAAUUCCUACAAAUGAUCGGUGCCUACAUUCUCGAAUUUCUCGAGACCAACCGAGAAAUGCAAUUCGAUUCGGAAUCCGCGGCUACGUUCCGUGCCGAUACCAUCUCUCAGAAGAUCUCACAUCGAUUGUAUCGUGUCGUCAAUAAGCUAGUUCAUUCGAGUGCUGCUGAAAGUGCUCAUUGUGCCACGUAUCUGGUCGACUCGCUUUGCCGCGCACUUUCUUGUGAUCAAACAUCCCAAUUGGCUGUGGAAGGUGUAAGGGAGAAUGCGAAACGUCUGCUGCAUAAUGUUGUUGUGGAAGUCGACAUGACACCCCUUCGCUCGACUACACUUUUCGUCUCGAACGUCUUCUGUAACUCGUGCUCUCAGGCAUCAAAUGUGUUCCUCUCGUCUACAAAUGAAAUAUUGACAUGUCAUACAUGUCAAAGUAAACUGAAUUCUGACGUCAUCGACAUGAUGAUUUGUGAUCGUCUGAAUCAGUUGCUCACCGCCUACCAAAUUCAGGAUCAUCAGUGUUCCAAGUGUAAAUCGGUCCGACACGAUUCUCUCUCGCUCUACUGUGAAUGUUGUUCUCCGUUCGUCCCACAAAUCACACCGUCCCAACUGAAACACGAGGCGGCCACCGUCGAAACUGUGGCGAACGUUCGAAAUUUCGCGCUGAGCUCCGAACUUGCCACGUGGAUUUUGAAAAUGUUAUGA
This is a messenger RNA of Caenorhabditis remanei, 6609 nucleotides long. RefSeq lists its product as uncharacterized. NCBI's taxonomy places the organism in Eukaryota, Metazoa, Nematoda, Chromadorea, Rhabditida, Rhabditidae. Bases 1 to 6609 code for a protein of 2202 amino acids. Gene Ontology annotation, molecular function: DNA-directed DNA polymerase activity; DNA binding; zinc ion binding. The record is from RefSeq and is a predicted model, not a curated record. Gene Ontology annotation, biological process: leading strand elongation; DNA replication proofreading; nucleotide-excision repair, DNA gap filling. Gene Ontology annotation, cellular component: nucleus; epsilon DNA polymerase complex. The transcript is spliced from 16 exons.